This is a messenger RNA of Eufriesea mexicana, 2167 nucleotides long. Its product is annotated as transketolase. NCBI's taxonomy places the organism in Eukaryota, Metazoa, Arthropoda, Insecta, Hymenoptera, Apidae. Gene Ontology annotation, molecular function: thiamine pyrophosphate binding; transketolase activity. The record is from RefSeq and is a predicted model, not a curated record. The coding region runs from base 125 to 2014 and encodes 629 amino acids. The transcript has 8 exons.
UAUAUUCAACUUCGUGCGUGCGUAAAUUCUACUUGUAAGGAAUCACGUCUCGUCAGCAUUUUUCUAAAGUUUUCUCAUAGUACUAUAAGCGUUUGAAGAAGUCGAUACAAUAUAAACGAAAAAAAUGGCAAAUUACCACAAACCAGAAGCGAAAACCAUUCAAGAAUUGAAAGAUAUUGCGACAAAGUUGAGAAUUCAUUCAAUUAAUGCUACACAAGCUAGUAAAUCCGGGCAUCCAACAUCAUGUUCGUCUAUGGCAGAAAUUAUGUCCGUCUUAUUCUUUCAUACGAUGCGUUACAAAGUUUCGGCACCACGUGAUCCAAGUAGCGAUAGAUUUGUGCUAAGCAAAGGCCAUGCAGCUCCUAUUCUUUAUGCAGCAUGGGCAGAGGCAGGACUAUUUCCAGUAAAUGAAUUAUUAAAUUUAAGAAAAAUUGAUAGUGAUUUGGAAGGACAUCCGACUCCAAGACUUAACUUUGUUGAUGUGGGAACUGGUUCUUUGGGUCAAGGUCUUUCAGUUGCUGCAGGAAUGGCUUAUGUAGGAAAAAAUUUGGAUAAAGCUAACUAUCGUGUAUACUGUCUAAUUGGUGAUGGAGAAGCAGCAGAAGGAUCAAUAUGGGAAGCACUUCACUUUUCAUCUUAUUAUAAGUUGGAUAAUCUUUGUGCUAUCUUUGAUAUUAACCGUCUGGGUCAAAGUGAACCAACAUCUCUUCAACAUAAUAUGGAAGUCUACCGCAAAAGACUUGAUGCUUUUGGUUUCAAUGCAUUGGUUGUUGAUGGUCAUGAUGUAGAAGAGUUGGCUAAGGCUUUCCAUGAAGCACAAAAUACAAAAGAUCGACCUACUGCCAUUCUUGCAAAGACGUUUAAAGGCAAAUAUUUCCCUGGUAUCGAAGAUCUAGAAAAUUGGCACGGAAAACCUCUUGGCGAUAAAGCGAAUGAAGUCAUUCAACACUUAACGGGAAUGUUAAUAAAUCCUGGUCCUUUAGGAUUACAUCCUCAAAAACCAUUAGUCGAUGAUGCUCCGGUAGUAGAUAUUAGUAACAUCAAAUUAGCAUCGCCUCCGUCUUACAAACGAGGAGAACAAGUCGCUACAAGAUUGGCUUAUGGCACUGCUUUGGCCAAGUUGGCAAAGAGCAACCCUCGUGUCAUUGCUCUAGAUGGGGAUACGAAAAAUUCUACAUACGCAGAGAAAAUCAAGACAGUUGAUCCAAAAAGAUUUAUAGAAGGUUUUAUUGCCGAGCAGAAUGUUGUAGGAGUAGCAAUCGGUGCAGCGUGCAGAGAUAGAACCGUUGCAUUUGUAUCUGCAUUUGCUACUUUCUUUACCCGUGCUUUUGAUCAGAUUCGUAUGGGUGCUAUUUCACAAACGAAUGUCAAUUUCGUUGGUUCUCAUUGCGGUGUUUCGAUUGGAGAGGAUGGACCAUCGCAAAUGGGUUUGGAAGAUGUAGCUAUGUUCCGUACAAUUCCCGGUUCCACCGUCUUUUACCCAUCCGAUGCCGUUUCAACGGAGCGUGCCAUCGAAUUAGCAGCUAAUACAAAGGGUGUAUGUUUCGUACGUACUUCUCGUCCUGCCACAGCAAUUUUAUAUAAAAAUGAAGAACCUUUUGCCAUUGGCAAGGGCAAAGUGGUUAGAUCUUCUGGGAAAGAUCAAGUUCUUUUGAUUGGAGCUGGUGUAACUUUGCACGAAGCACUUAAGGCUGCUGAUGAAUUGUCUAACAUCGGAGUAAAUGCUCGAGUAAUUGAUCCAUUUACAAUUAAACCACUCGAUGCUCAAUUGAUUGUAAGGCAUGCUAAAGAGGUUAAAGGAAGAGUUGUUACCGUUGAAGAUCAUUAUGCCGAAGGUGGUCUAGGAGAUGCAGUUCUUUCAGUACUGUCUUUAGAAAGAAAUGUCGUAGUUAAGAAGUUGGCUGUUCACGAAGUGCCACGUUCUGGGCCUCCAAAUGCGCUACUAGAUAAAUAUGGAAUUAGUUCGAACAAAAUCAUUGUUGCUGUUCAAGAACUGUUGAAGUUAAAAAUGUAAUUUUAUAUGAAUAUUUGAUACUGUUUUUAGAUUAAGGAACGUCGCUAUUUCAAAACUAUCAUUUUAUAAGUAAAUAGACAUUGUAUUUACAAGAAGAGUUUUGUAUGAAAUUUAUCGUUACCUAUCUUAAGCGCACAACUUUUUGAUGUUAAA